CUAUUCAGGAAGUGACGACAUCGCCUGUUCAUCCUAAAACCAUGCUUGAAUGGAGGUGACCUUAGUGUCCAUCUAAUUGUGUAGUCAGUCAUCUACAUCGCAUUUACCCACACAUUUUAAUACAAAAGUUGUCUUUGAAAACAGAGAAAAGUAUUGAAUAGAGCGAGGAGAAAUGGCGGAGGCUCAACAAGCACGCGUUCAGGCUGUAGUAGAAGACAUGGUCCAAAGCCUGGAGCGAGAUCACAUCCGGAAAAUGCAGGCUCGUAUGUUCAAGUGCAGCGCGGACUGCUGCGACCAGUCAUCCGACUCCAUGUCUCAGGUGCAUCUGUGUAUUGAUAGGUGUCACACUCCACUGGCCAAAGCCCAGGGCCUCGUCACCGCCGAGCUGGAGAAGUUUCAGGAUCGUCUGACCAGGUGCACGAUGCACUGCAAUGACAAAGCCAAGGAUCUCUUUGACUCGGGCGCCAAGGAGCCGGCCGUCCGAUCCUUGAUGGAGCGAUGUGUGGGCAGCUGCGUGGAUGACCACAUGGACCUAAUCCCCAGCAUGACCCGGAGAAUCAAAGAUAACCUGGACUCUAUAGAGCAGUGAGACACUAGUUUGCAAGUAGAGCACUAGCAUUGGUGUCAAGUGAGCCAGAUGUGGAAAUGACAAACCAGGAGAUGUGAGACUGAGAAAUGCAGCGUCUAGUCUUGUACGGCCAAGCAGUCGGACUCAUGCAUUCAAUGUGGAAGCUUCUGUCACAUAUAUUAAAAGUCCAUGGUUGUAAUUUUAGUGUGUGCCCUCACAUCCUGCCUCUUAUGGUGGGAUUUAUGCAAAAAGGGGUAUAGCAGACCUGCUGUUUGACAGUAUCUCUUGCAAAAUGACAAUAAGCAAUUACAUAGAAGAGGUAAUAGUCACUGUUAGCACCCUUUCUUUUCAUGAACGAUAGCAAGGGCAAACUCUUAAUACUACAAGAACUAUAAAACUGCUCAUCAUUUUAAGUAUCAUUUUUGCUUACAAAUUGUUGAAUUGCGGUCUUACAGAACAUAAAGCCCAUUUUUCUUUUUCUCAAGCCUCCUGGACACCUCUGGCGCACCCCCACCCCCAGAGCAGGUGCAUCUUAUGCUUGAACAAGCUGAAAUCUACACGCUACUUCACACAAAUACAAGUACACAUCAGUCCAUGAAAACCAAAUUACUUUUUUCUUAAAUACAUGCACACUUCUGCAAUGCAUUAUACUGUGUAUUAAGGAAAAAGGUGUAAAUAAAUACAGAAGCAGGCAAAAUGCAGUGAUAUAGGAUAGCACCACAGCCCGUGUUGCCGAGCAGAUUUAUUGGCAACAAACAUACACAUUUCAACAAACUUACGCAUUUUCAUCUUCCAAAAACAAAAGGUAAAAAAUAUAAAUAAAAACAUGAUUACAAAUUGCGGCAAUAAAAAGGCGAGUUGAAUGUCAGCUCCUCAAGUGUGAAAUUGUCCACUUUUACUGUGGUCUCAUGUCUAUGAGGCAACGUUGGCAAAGUGCGCCAGAUGAGUGGGUGACAAAACGUAAUGACCAAAGCAGUCAAAGAGUGUCAAAUAACGGUGCAAAAAAAGGGGGAAAACCAAAUGUGCAUGAGUGCUCAAAGUUUGAAAGUGUACUUUAGUGAGUCACAACAAAUGAACAUGACGUAAGAAGACAGGUGGAACCCUGUAGUGAAGGAGGCAAGCUCACUUUGGAGCGUAGUAUCAUUAGCUAGCUACUUCUUAAUAAUUGAAAUUGCAUACAUGGGAUACUUUGAUAGUGAUUUUUUUUUUUUUUUUACUAAAUGAACUGCAGUGAAAUACCAGAAGCUCCUUUGGUGAAAGAUGUCCACUUUCAUAAACACCUGCAGGACAAAA
Molecule: messenger RNA, 1861 nt
Organism: Dunckerocampus dactyliophorus (ringed pipefish)
Lineage: Eukaryota; Metazoa; Chordata; Actinopteri; Syngnathiformes; Syngnathidae
Gene: timcc
Product: family with sequence similarity 136 member A
Exons: 3
Coding region: 173-589 (138 amino acids)
Cellular component (GO): cytoplasm
Source: RefSeq, a predicted model, not a curated record